AUGCAUUACUUCUCUUACGACCAUGAAACAUUGAUUAUACACGGGGAUGGGAUAGAGCAUUCGAGCUCGAAAGUGGUAGAGCAUUCGACUGCAGAUCGAAAUGUCCUCGGUUCAAUCCCGAGUGUCCCCUUCCAACCGUCAUUUUUCAUAAAUCCUCUCAUGCAUUACUUCUCUUACGACCAUGAAACAUUGAUUAUACACGGGGGAUGUAGCUCAGUGGUAGAGCAUUCGACUGCAGAUCGAAAUGUCCUCGGUUCAAUCCCGAGUGUCCCCUACCAGCAGUCAUUUUUCAUAAAUCCUCUCAUGCAUUACUUCUCUUACGACCAUGAAACAUUGAUUAUACACGGGGAAUGUAGCUCAGUGGUAGAGCAUUCGACUGCAGAUCGAAAUGUCCUCGGUUCAAUCCCGAGUGUCCCCUUCCAACCGUCAUUUUUCAUAAAUCCUUUCAUGCAUUACUUCUCUUACGACCAUGAAACAUUGAUUAUACACGGGGGAUGUAGCUCAGUGGUAGAGCAUUCGACUGCAGAUCGAAAUGUCCUCGGUUCAAUCCCGAGUGUCCCCUUCCAAUCGUCAUUUUUCAUAAAUCCUCUCAUGCAUUACUUCUCUUACGAUCAUGAAACAUUGAUCCUACACGGGGGAUGUAGCACAGUGGUAGAGCAUUCGACUGCAGAUCGAAAUGUCCUCGGUUCAAUCCCGAGUGUCCCAUUCCAACCGUCAUUUUUCAUAAAUCCUCUCAUGCAUUACUUCUCUUACGACCAUGAAACAUUGUUUAUACACGGGGGAUGUAGCUCAGUGGUAGAGCAUUCGACUGCAGAUCGAAAUGUCCUCGGUUCAAUCCCGAGUGUCCCCUUCCAACCGUCAUUUUUCAUAAAUCCUCUCAUGCAUUACUUCUCUUACGACCAUGAAACAUUGAUUAUACACGGGGGAUGUAGCUCAGUGGUAGAGCAUUCGACUGCAGAUCGAAAUGUCAUCGGUUCAAUCCCGUGUGUCCCUUCCAAUCGUCAUUUUUCUUAA
This is a messenger RNA of Acanthosepion pharaonis, 1014 nucleotides long. NCBI's taxonomy places the organism in Eukaryota, Metazoa, Mollusca, Cephalopoda, Sepiida, Sepiidae. The record is from the annotation of a GenBank genome assembly.